Protopolystoma xenopodis is the source of this 180-nucleotide messenger RNA. The record is from the annotation of a GenBank genome assembly. Lineage: Eukaryota; Metazoa; Platyhelminthes; Monogenea; Polystomatidea; Polystomatidae.
AUGGAAGAGCAGCUGGAUCGGAACCGCGAGCAGCACGAACUUGAGCGCCGCAUCGAGGAGUUGCGUAGAGAGUUGAGAGUUCGCGGUCUUCAUGAUGAUGAGAUCAGCCGGAAACUCGGCUUGCCACAAACAGGUAUGAGAAUAUAUAGAAUAAUUGUUUUUCGGCGAACCCUUUCGUAG